Molecule: messenger RNA, 4239 nt
Organism: Lytechinus variegatus (green sea urchin)
Lineage: Eukaryota; Metazoa; Echinodermata; Echinoidea; Temnopleuroida; Toxopneustidae
Product: apoptosis inhibitor 5-like
Exons: 12
Coding region: 106-1830 (574 amino acids)
Biological process (GO): negative regulation of apoptotic process
Cellular component (GO): nucleus
Molecular function (GO): RNA binding
Source: RefSeq, a predicted model, not a curated record
GCGCUAGCGCUUAUUAAAUCGCGAGACGUGUUAUUUGGACAAUUUUCUAGGGACCGAAUUUGAGUUAAACUUCAGUUAAUUCCUUGAUCCAAUAUAUGUUCGAUCAUGGUAACUAUUGAACAACUUUACAAGGAUUAUGAGAUCCUUGCUGAAGCUGGAACAGAUGCCGGGAAGCAUGAAAAGUCAUAUGCCUCCAUUCUUAGUGCCGUUGGAGGGGAUUCGCCUCAGAAGCAACUUGCCGGUCAGUUCAUCCCAAAGUUCUUCAAAUACUUCCCUUCUAUGGCAGAGCAGGCAAUAAACGCCCAGCUAGAUCUAUGUGAAGAUGAUGUAUCGAUGAUCCGCCGUCAAGCCAUCAAAGAACUACCCAACCUAUGCAGAGAUUCGGCUGAUCAUCUACUAAGGAUUGCAGAUGUUUUAACGCAGCUUCUUCAAUCAGAUGAUCUUCCUGAAUUAAACAUUGUCAGGUCGGCUCUUAUGGCUCUAUACAAUAUAGAUCCUAAAGGUACUCUUGGUGGAAUAUUCAAUCAGAUUUUAUCGGGAGAAGACAAGGUUAGAGAUCGAGCUAUUAAGUUCCUCAGCAACAAGAUUCAGACGUUGCCUCCAGACCGCAUACCUAAAGAUGUUGAGGAGUUUCUGGUGGAGAAAUCAAAAGAGGUACUUGCUGAUGUGACCGGGGAAGAGUUUGUUAUAUUCAUGAAGCUUUUGACUGGAUUAACCAGCAUGCAGACGUUAUUAGGAAGGAAGCAAUUACUUGAUCUAGUUACAGAGCAGGCAGAUCUCACAUCCGAUUUCCAGCACACAGACUCUGACUGCGUUGAUAGGUUGAUACAGUGCAUUCGCCAAGCCAUGCCAUUCUUUUCGAAAAACGUUCAAUCAACUGCAUUUGUGUCGUACAUAUGUGAACGUGUCCUACCCAACCUAAGCUCCCUUGCUUCAUCGCCCGAUGAGAACGGGGCAACGGAGGAAGAGAAGAAAGACAAGGAGAAAGACUCGGAUUCCGACGGCGCCAAACUAGAAAUGUUGAAACUGCUCGCCGAGAUGGCGUCCAACUGCGGUGAUCUACCAGACGAACCUCACAUAGCAAACCUCUUCAGCACAUUAGUGGAGUACAUGCCAUUACCACCACCAGCUGAAAAUGAAGACAGUGAGAACACACCUGCCAGUGAAGAUCCCCAGCUCCAGUUCUCGUACGUUGAAUGUUUGAUGUACACAUUCCACCAGCUAGCCAGAAAGCACCCUGAAUACCUCACCAGUGAGGAAGAAGCUGUUGCUGAAAGGCUAAAGGAUUUUAGGCUCAGGUUGCAGUACUUUGCUCGAGGUGUUCAGUUAUACAAGAGACAGCUUCGUUUAGCGUUGGAGGGGAAGGUUGGCGAUCAGCUGAAAACAGAUGAAAACAAACUCAAAGUGGUAGCUCUCAGAAUUACAUCAAAUAUUGAUCUACUAACAAAGGAUCUGUUCCACAAUCCCCCGUCUUAUAAGAGUUCUGUCAUUUUGUCAUGGAGACCGGUUACUAAGCAACCACCAUCACCGAAAGAACAACCAGGACAAAAGAGGAGUAACAUCACUCCCAUCACAUUCCCUGAGGGAUCUACACCAGCCAAGAAGAAACAGCAGAAUAGAGGAGGCGGUGGUGGAGGUGGGCAGAGGAGGGGUAACAGGGGUAUGUACGCACCCCCCAGCGGCAAGUACAGUCAGAAGGCAGGCUCGGCGCCUGGAGGUGGGGACGCCAACUACGGAGAUAACUAUGGAGGUAAUCAGAGGUACCAGAACCAGCGAGGAGGCUACGGUCGCGGUCGCAACAGAGGAAGAGGGAGGGGUCGAUACUACUAGAUAACCCAUCAUCAUUGUAUGCUAGCUGUAAAUAGACAGAAUACUUCACUCUAGUCUGUACUUAUUCCACCUCUGUCAUACCUGAGGGGGGCGUUUCACAAAUCGAUGAGUGCGACUUCUGCGGGUUUGCAUGAAACUUGCGUUCAAUCCCCUAUCAUGCGCAAUACCCCCCAAAUAAGCAUUGGUACUUUGAUCAGGGAUGACGAGAAGGCCGGUACUUCCGAGUCACGAGGUCGAUGGAUAAAAUGCCCAUUGACUAUAUACACAUGACUCGGCCCAAAGGCCAAGGCCGGCAAAUCUAACCUCAAGGCCGGCCUUGAGCACACACCGGACUUUGAUUUAACGCUUAUUUUUAGUUGACUCCAAUCUAUUGCAACACCCAACCAUGCUUCAUUUUGCAAUUGAACAAAAGUUUCUUGCAACACUCCAUCAGUGUCAUAGCUUAGACGUCAACCCGCACAUGAUAUAUAAUGCCUAACCUUGUGGUGAAUAGACAGUGGUGCAUGUUGUCCGAGAUUGAUUUGACCAAUGCGAUGAUGCGUUAUAUAACCCAUGCAAUUAUUAAUCAAGUAUGAGUUUCAGUCGCACUUAACUUUUUAUGAAACACCUCCCUGGUAUUAUACAAAAUUUCUGUGACGAUUUCAAGGUCGGCUAAUCAAAUUCUCUUUCAAUAGCUGUGAACACCGACUGUCUUUUUUAAUUGUGCUGAAUGACCUGUCUCAUCUAAUAUAGUGAGCUACAAUUAUGUGUUUUAUUGAAAUAUUGCCGGUUUACUGGCCAAGAAUGAAUUCAUCAUUAGUGACUGAUUUAGUAAUAUCGUGAAAGAGCGGCCAUUGUGAUGAUACUCAUCCGUGGUUUCAAGUUGGUUCAUGACGCGAUAGGUGAUAGACAAAUCUUCACACUCUUGGUUUUUGCUCCAUGAUCACCAGCAAAAUGUUCUCUGGACGGAUCGCUCUGUCAUCUAUGACCUUUGAAAGAAUUACGGUGUAUUUAGAAUCUUGCGUAGAGUGUACCCUGCCUUGAAUGAAUACUUUUGAGGAUUAUCCCAUCUAAUGAUAUGACUGUAAAAGACUGUUUUGUCGCUUUUUUUAAAAACAUGUUCGGUCAUAGAGAACCAAUCUGUUGGGAAGAAAGGUUAAAGAGGAGAGGUUUGGGCAUUGUAACUCGAUAAUUUCAAAAAUUCGGACAUCAUUAUCAACAAAACCCUCGCCGUGUUGGUGAAAGGUCACAUACACUCUUCUUUUCAUGUAAGUUGAAUGCAUUCAAUUUGCAAAGGAAAUGUUAGAGGAUAUUUUUAGGAUUAAGCAGAAUGUAAAUUUGCAUUUUGAAGAAGGUAUAUGUCUAAAAAUUAUCCUUUAAACACAUGGGUCUACUCUAUGUCAGGAACAUCCAAUGUCUAAUUGAGCACACAAUUACAUCAGAAUAAAAUUACUCCUUGUUUAACAUUGCUUUCUGUGCUUAAAAUUAUUUUAAGUUGGCCAAAUUUACUUGUACUGCCGAGGUUGUAAAGACUCCUUUUAUAUUUUGUCACUUUUAUAUUACUUAGGGGGUGUUGCAAGAUUUGUUAUCAUCAAUUGCAAAUUUCUGUUGCAAUUUUACGAUGGGUAGAUCAGUUUUGAUUAUAGCACACUGAUUUAUACUCCUUGUUAGAAGCAGGGCAGUAAAUCAAGGGCAAAGUUGCAUUUAAUGGCAAGACGAAUGGUUGAUUUUGGACCCAAGGUAGACUAGCAAUUGAUUGCAAGUUUCUUGCAACACCCCGAUAGUUUGUUAUUAUUUGUUGUUGACGUUAGUAGGGUAAGGCACCAUAGUAAAUAUCUCUGAGGUGUUGUAGCUGUGCAUCUUUUAAAGGUAUAUGUUCCUGGGAUUUAAGAGGGCGCUGUUGGACACAGCUACGCGCUGCACGGAGUGCCAGCUGCCCAUUGAUGCCGACUUGAUAUGAUGCUGAUGCAGAUACCAUGUUCUGAAUGUCCGAACUCUAGAGGAUUCUCAGCUGCUGUUUUGAAGAUCUUGGCUCCGGCUUCUGUGGGAACUGACAUCAAAAAAUGUUUGGACCAGCACCAAUGUAGCCAAAAGCAGCCCAGCGUAUGUGAACAUUACAUGUGUGCAUGUUCUCCACAACUGACUGAAGAUUGACAGCUGCAUCGCGUUGCAUUGAUCUUUGUAAUUGCGGCGAGUACAGCACACAUCGAAACCGUCCAACAGCCCUCUCCUGAAUCCCAGGAGCAUAUACCUUUGAAGCAGUUUCCCUUCCAUCCUUUGUUGUUAAUAUGAUGAAAUAGCAGGAUUAUUUAUUAUUAUGAUAAAAAUGCACUUUCCAGAUUCCUGUUGAAAUACAUUUUUUUUUUACUUUUGUCUUAUUCUUUUAGUAUACUGAUCAAGGUUUUGUAAAUGUUUAAAGAAAUUUUGUUA